AUGCCCUGGCUGGCCAGGAGCCGUCCCCUCUUCCCUGCAGCCUUGCUUACUGCCUCCUGGUGGGGAAAGGUUCUGGAGGGAGGCAGGGCUGCCCCCAGGAAUGGGAGAUGCGUGAUGGCGCCGGUGCGCGCCGUGGUCCGCCUGCGCCGCCGGGUGUGUCUGCAGCGCAAGCGGCGCGUCCUGGGGCCUCCCGCGGGGCCCGAGGCGGCGGUGGCGGCGGGCGCACCGGGGCCGGGCGGCGGCUCCCCCGGGCAGCCGCGGUUCUUCACGUUCGACGACCCCGCGGCCUUGCCCGCCAGGACGCCCCGCAAGCGUCGCCGGCGCAGCCGCGUGGUGCUGUACCCGGACGGCGCGCGCAGGUGUCGGCCCCGCGCCGAGCGCCGCAGCAGCCGCGCGCAACGCUGCCUCCUGCUGCUCGUGGCCAUCGUGGGCUUCCAGGUGCUCAACGCCAUCGAGAACCUGGACGACAACGCGCAGCGCUACGACCUGGACGGGCUGGAGAAGGCCCUGCAGCGCGCCGUCUUCGGGCAGCCGGCGGCCGUGGCGCGCAUCGUGGCGCUGCUGCGGGACUACCUGGCCACGCACGUGCACAGCCGCCCGCUGCUCCUGGCGCUGCUCGGGCCCAGUGGCGUGGGCAAGAGCCACGUGGGCCGCCUGCUGGCCGGCCACUUCGGCGCGGUGCUCGAGGACCGCUCGCUCGUGCUUCAGUACCACGCGGGCCACCACUGUCCGGAGGCUCGCGCGGUGCAGCUCUGCGGGGACGAGCUGGAGCGCAGCGUGGCCGACGUGGUGGCCCGCGCAGAGGCCGAGGAGAAGACGCCCCUGGUGCUGCUGGACCAGGUGGAGCUGAUGCCCGGCGCACUGCUGGACCGGGUGCUGGGCCUCCUGCAGCCCCAGCGCCCGCACCCGUUCCAAAACGCCAUCUACGUGCUGCUGAGUGGGGCGGGCGGCGCCGAGGUCACGCGCUUCGUGUUGCAGAACGUGACACGCGCGGCGCCUGGAGAGACCCAGGACGAGGCCCACGCAGGCCCCCGGGCGCACCAGACUGACAUGGAACUGCGCGCGGGGCUGCGGGCGCUGCUGGCAGGUGCCCACCCGCUGUGGCAGGCCGCGGCCAUCGUGCCCUUUCUGCUGCUGGACCGGCACAGCGUCGUGAGCUGCUUCCAAGAGGAGAUGGCCGGGGAGGGCUUCUUCCCUGAGCAGGCCCGGGCCGAGCGCCUGGCCGCGCAGCUCAGCUACUACCGCGUGGCCGGCCACGAGUUCGCCGUCACUGGCUGCAAGCAGGUGGUGGCCAAGGUGAACCUUCUAUAG
This is a messenger RNA of Suncus etruscus (white-toothed pygmy shrew), 1311 nucleotides long. RefSeq names its product torsin family 4 member A (gene TOR4A). The transcript has 4 exons. Gene Ontology annotation, molecular function: ATP hydrolysis activity; ATP binding. The record is from RefSeq and is a predicted model, not a curated record. Gene Ontology annotation, cellular component: nuclear envelope; endoplasmic reticulum lumen. Lineage: Eukaryota; Metazoa; Chordata; Mammalia; Eulipotyphla; Soricidae. Bases 1 to 1311 code for a protein of 436 amino acids.